Messenger RNA from Phyllostomus discolor (pale spear-nosed bat), 1516 nucleotides. It is a transcript of the gene ARV1, whose product is annotated as ARV1 homolog, fatty acid homeostasis modulator. The transcript has 6 exons. The record is from RefSeq and is a predicted model, not a curated record. Gene Ontology annotation, biological process: intracellular sterol transport; sphingolipid metabolic process; regulation of plasma membrane sterol distribution. The coding region runs from base 61 to 909 and encodes 282 amino acids. Gene Ontology annotation, cellular component: cortical endoplasmic reticulum; Golgi apparatus. NCBI's taxonomy places the organism in Eukaryota, Metazoa, Chordata, Mammalia, Chiroptera, Phyllostomidae.
CUGGCGUCUGACGUCCUCUCCAACACUGAAUCGGAAGUUCUGGGCCUCAGUGGCGUGGAAAUGGACACUGGUGGGCGGGGUGGGCUACGGCCCCGCAAGGGGAAUCGGGAGGGGGUGACAGCGAGAAAGGGGAACACCAAAGAGGUGUCAGCGACUCCUGCUGCCGCAACCUCGUCCACCUGUCAGUACAGGUGUAUUGAAUGCAACCAAGAGGCCAAGGAGUUGUACCGAGACUAUAACCACGGCGUGCUGAAGAUAACCAUCUGCAAAUCCUGCCAGAAACCCGUAGACAAAUACAUCGAGUAUGAUCCUGUUAUCAUUCUGAUUAAUGCUGUUUUGUGCAAAGCACAGGCCUACAGGCAUAUUCUUUUCAACACGAAAAUCAACAUGCACGGAAAACUCUGCAUAUUUUGUUUGCUUUGUGAAGCCUAUCUGAGGUGGUGGCAGCUUCAAGAUUCAAGCCAGAACACUGAUCCCGAUGACUUCAUCAGAUAUGCUAAGGAGUGGGAUUUCUACAGAAUGUUUGCAAUUGCUUCUCUAGAACAAGCUGCCUUUUUAAUUGGCAUUUUUACCUUCCUGUGGAUAGAACGAUCCGUCACAACCAAAAAGAAACCCAACUUUGUCUUGCUGCUGAAAGCCUUACUGUUGUCGAGCUACGGAAAGCUCUUGCUGAUCCCCGCGGUCAUCUGGGAGCAUGAGUACACACUGCUGUGCCUGAGGUUCAUUAAAGUCUUCGUCCUCACCUCGAACUUCCAGGCGAUCAGAGUGACACUAAACAGCACCCGCAAGCUGUCCCUCUGCGCCAUCCUGUGCGGCUUACUGAUGGAGAGCACCAUGGUCUACUUCUUCAGGAGGAUGGAGUGGGACCUCGGGAGUGACUGCGCCAUCUAUAAGGCGCAAGACUUCUGAAGAGGGACCGAAGCGCCCGAGCGUGCGUGCGUUCAGAUAGGGCCCGGCCCAGUGAGUACGUGGUGGGUGGUUCCAGCAGACGGGGCCGUUCCGCAGACCCCUGUCAUCACCCACAGCUUGUUCUUUACUGUCUGUGGCAUGACCAGCUGCGUCUGAAGAAGAGAAGUCAGAUACAACCAAGCUCCUAAUUCCUGUUGAGUAAAAUUUUGAUGUACUUCCUGAAAAAGAAGGCGAUGCUAAUAGCAUCCGAAACCCCGACCUACCCCUCACCCCUGCGUACAGGAAACAGCCUAACCACAUACAGAUACUCCCAGGCCCACACAGAAACUCUCACACAGACACAAGGGAUGUUGUGUGCAACAAGCGAGGAUUUGUACAUUACAGAUCACUCCAGGUAAGCGUUGAAAUGAAGAGAGGAACAUGCAUUCAUGAUUCACAGUAAAAAUCUGUGCUUCAGCCCUGGCCAGGUAGCUCUCAGCUGGUUAGAGCAUCGUCCCGAUACACCAAGGUCACGGGUUCGACCUCCAUUCAGAGCACAUGUGAGAAUCAACCAAAGAAGGCAUGAAGAAGUGAAACAAUUCAGAUCAAUAUUUCUCUCCCUUUCUCU